CCUCCCUCUUUCCACAUUUUCUGUUGCUUUUCUCGCUCUCUUUUUCUGUAUAGUUCAUUAAUUCGUUUUAUAUCACUUUUUGUUUGAAUGAUCGACCGAUUUGGAUCUUGUUUUUUGAUCAAUUUCUGGUUGUAUAUACUCCUUAAAGUUUAAUCCCCCUGUUUUUUUAUCACUCUCAAUUUUUCCAUGAUUAAACUACAAUUCCAUUAUUUUUGUUAAGUGACAGUUCUUCUAAAAUCUCAAGACGUACCCUCGCUUGAAAGCCCGUUAACCUGAAGGUUUUAUGAGGAAGACUUACGAGGAUCAUAUUAUAUUCUUACAGUUUUGAGUAUUGUAGUCUUUUCUGAUCUUAUUCCUUACAUGAUACACUUGCAUUCACCGGUUUUGAAGUUCAUCUCUAACCUUUUAUGAAUGUGUUUCAAUCCAAACUAAGUCGGCUUACAGAGUACAAACAAGUGAAUUUAUCUGUCUUGUUACAUAUAGAUUCUGUUAAAUCUUUAGUGAUUCAUGUAUAUUUAUGUACUGAAUCUUAGAUGUUUAUAUAUUAACUUUUAUGUUGGGUUGCAGUAGAAUUUGAAAUUAUGUCUGUACAUGCAUUUUUUUCUUCAUAAUCUGGCUACUAAGAAUUGCAGUUCCUAACUUCCUAAGUAUCCAGUUCAGUUUUACUCUCAAUAUUUACAUGUUAGAUAAGCCUAUAUAUCCACUGGGCGUAACUUGAGAGCUACUCUUGUCAUCUUCAAAAUCUGAAACUAUCUAAUAUGUCAUUUUAUUAAGCCCACCAACUUUGCUGAUGGAAUAACAGAUUAUGCCGAGAUGGAUGUCAAGCUAGCAACAAGUUGUGUCAAUAGCUCUUUUAAAACGGAUGCUCAAUCCCUCCUCCCUGAUCUAUCUUACAAACACUAAGUCCAACCUUAAAUGUCCAUUAUAUGUGGCCUCCCGCUCCUUGAAUGUGUUUAUUGUCUGGCAUGUGCCAGUUGGGCAUGGAAACGUUGUCUUCACACUGCAGGCCAUGACAGUGAGACUUGGGGCCUAGCCAGUGCUCAAGAAUUUGAGCCGGUGCCUCGGCUAUGUCGGUAUAUACUAGGCAUUUAUGAAGAUGAUAUUAGGAAUCCAAUUAGGGAACCUCCAGGAGGUUAUGGGAUUGAACCAGAUUGGUUGCUUCUUAAGAGAACUUAUGAAGAUACCAAUGGGCAUUGCCCGCCAUAUAUUUUGUAUGUUGAUCAUGCCCAUGUUGAUAUCGUUAUUGCCAUCAGGGGACUUAAUUUGGCAAAGGAGGGGGAUUAUGCAGUACUAUUGGAUAAUAAGUUAGGUAAAAGGCAAUUUGAUGGUGGUUAUGUGCAUAAUGGACUACUUAAAGCAGCUGGUUUAGUUUUGGAUGCGGAGUGUGACACUUUAAAGGUAUUGAUGGAGAAAUACUCAAAUUAUACUUUAACUUUCACGGGGCAUUCACUUGGCUCUGGUGUUGCAGCACUAUUGGCCAUGGUGGUGGUACAAGAUCUCGAAAGAUUGGGUAAUAUAUCUAGGAAGAGGGUCAGAAGCUAUGCUAUUGCUCCUGCCCGAUGUAUGUCUCUGAAUUUGGCAGUGAGAUAUGCAGAUGUUAUCAAUUCAGUUGUGCUACAGGAUGACUUUCUGCCACGAACAGCCACCCCCUUGGAAGACAUAUUCACGUCUAUUUUCUGUUUGCCAUGCAUACUAUGCCUAAGGUGCAUGAAAGAUACAUGCAUAUCAGAGGAAAGGAUGAUCAGAGAUCCUAGGAGGUUGUAUGCACCUGGUCGCCUCUAUCACAUCGUUGAGCGAAAGCCCUUUAGAUGUGGAAGGUUCCUCCCAGUAGUGAGGACAGCAGUACCUGUAGAUGGAAGAUUUGAACACAUAGUCCUUUCCUGUAAUGCGACUUCUGACCACGCCCUUAUUUGGAUAGAGCGGGAAGCUAAAAGAGCUCUGGAAAUAUUGCUAGAGCAAGAUCCUAUUACAGAGAUUCCAGCAAAACAAAAAAUGGAGCGACAGAAAACUUUGGAUAAAGAACAUAGCAAGGAGCACAAGGCUGCACUGCGCAGAGCUGUUACAUUGGCUGUUCCCCACGCUUUUUCACCUUCCAGAUACGGAACCUUUGAAGACCAAGAAAUUGGGGAGAACUCAAACAUGUCGAGUGGAGAUUCAUCGAGUGAGAUGAGUUGAUCACCUGUUUGAAACGAUCGAGUCUGGUAACAUACUACUGCAAAAAUCAUACCCUGAAGAUUAAUAUGUAAAUGCAGCACAAGUCCUAAAUGUACAGUACACAUCAUGCAUUGUUGUUAAUAAUUCAUCAUUCAUUUGUAAGUAGUAGCUUACAAGCUAAACUUCAUUAUUCGUUAUUUUCAUGGUGCAGUGUCUUUCAAAGGUGUUGUUUGA
Messenger RNA from Daucus carota subsp. sativus, 2388 nucleotides. RefSeq lists its product as uncharacterized. Lineage: Eukaryota; Viridiplantae; Streptophyta; Magnoliopsida; Apiales; Apiaceae. The record is from RefSeq and is a predicted model, not a curated record. Gene Ontology annotation, biological process: lipid catabolic process. Bases 916 to 2175 code for a protein of 419 amino acids. The transcript has 5 exons.